This is a messenger RNA of Tripterygium wilfordii, 2283 nucleotides long. RefSeq names its product 3-hydroxy-3-methylglutaryl-coenzyme A reductase 1-like. Gene Ontology annotation, biological process: sterol biosynthetic process; isoprenoid biosynthetic process; coenzyme A metabolic process. The record is from RefSeq and is a predicted model, not a curated record. Gene Ontology annotation, cellular component: peroxisomal membrane; endoplasmic reticulum membrane. The transcript has 4 exons. Bases 50 to 1816 code for a protein of 588 amino acids. Gene Ontology annotation, molecular function: protein binding; hydroxymethylglutaryl-CoA reductase (NADPH) activity. Lineage: Eukaryota; Viridiplantae; Streptophyta; Magnoliopsida; Celastrales; Celastraceae.
CUCAUGCCCAGGCCAAAGCCUACUAUCACAUUUUCGAUCUUCCCUUUCAAUGGACCUCCGCCGGCGGCCACCUAAACCUUCCCGGAUUCCCGCCGGCGUCCAGCGUGUUAAGGACAGCGACAACAAACAACAAUCUUCUUCAAUUGAUGAUCAGUCUCCAUCUCCGACCCCGAAAGCAUCGGACGCGCUUCCUCUCCCGCUCUACCUAACCAACGCCAUUUUCUUCACGUUGUUUUUCUCUGUCGCUUACUACCUCCUCCAUCGGUGGCGCGAUAAGAUUCGUAGCUCCACUCCCCUCCACGUAGUUACGCUCUCUGAGAUCGCUGCCAUCGUAUCCCUCAUCGCCUCCUUUAUCUACCUCCUCGGUUUCUUCGGCGUCGAUUUCGUGCAGUCAUUCAUCGCACGCGCUUCUCAUGAUCCCUGGGACCUCGACGAUGAAUCUGAUCCUAACUAUGUCAAUAAUCACCGCCUCGUCACCUGUCCUCCCGCGCAAUUAGCCACAAUAUCUGUUGCUCCUCCGAAACUGCCCAAUCCCGAACCAUUAAUUACAACUUUAGCCUCUGAAGAAGACGAGAACAUAGUCAAAUCCGUCGUCGACGGCACCAUCCCGUCGUAUUCGCUCGAAUCCAAUCUCGGAGACUGUAAACGAGCUGCGGCAAUUCGCCGCGAGGCUCUGCAGAGGACAACGGGGAAGUCGCUGGAGGGGCUGCCAUUGGAAGGAUUUGAUUACGAGUCGAUUUUUGGUCAGUGCUGUGAAAUGCCGGUAGGAUUCGUGCAGAUUCCGGUGGGGAUCGCUGGGCCUUUGCUGCUGGACGACUAUGAAUACUCGAUACCAAUGGCGACCACGGAGGGGUGCCUGGUGGCAAGCACCAAUAGAGGCUGCAAAGCGAUCUAUGCGUCCGGUGGUGCUACCAGCAGGUUGUUGAAGGAUGGCAUGACCAGGGCGCCCGUUGUGCGGUUCGGGUCAGCCAGAAGAGCAGCGGAGUUGAAGUUCUUCAUGGAGAAUCCCGAUAAUUUGGAUACCUUGGCCGUCGUUUUCAAUAGGUCAAGUAGAUUUGCAAGGCUUCAAAGUGUUCAUUGUUCCAUCGCUGGGAAAAAUCUGUUUAUGAGAUUCUGCUGCAGCACAGGUGACGCAAUGGGGAUGAAUAUGGUCUCAAAGGGGGUUCAGAAUGUCCUCGAAUACCUACAGAACGAUUUUCCUGACAUGGAUGUGAUUGGCAUCUCUGGAAACUUCUGUUCUGACAAGAAACCUGCUGCCGUGAACUGGAUCGAAGGUCGUGGGAAGUCAGUUGUUUGUGAAGCAAUUAUCAAGGAAGAGGUGGUUAAAAAGGUACUUAAGACCAGCAUUUCUAGUCUUGUAGAGCUCAAUAUGCUGAAGAAUCUUGUUGGGUCUGCUGUUGCGGGCACUCUUGGUGGAUUUAACGCCCAUGCUAGCAAUAUUGUUUCUGCUAUCUUUAUCGCUACUGGUCAGGAUCCUGCACAAAAUGUUGAGAGUUCUCACUGCAUCACCAUGAUGGAACCUGUCAAUGAUGGGAAGGAUCUUCACAUCUCUGUGACCAUGCCGUCAAUUGAGGUGGGUACAGUUGGAGGCGGUACUCAACUCGCAUCUCAGUCUGCUUGCCUGAAUUUGCUUGGCGUGAAGGGUGCAAACAAAGAGUCACCAGGGUCGAACUCAAGACUCCUGGCGACCAUUAUCGCAGGUGCAGUUUUGGCAGGAGAACUUUCCCUAAUGUCAGCCAUUGCAGCCGGCCAGCUCGUGAAGAGUCAUAUGAAAUACAACAGAUCUAGCAAGGAUGUCUCCAAGAUUGCUUCUUAAAACCAUUAUUAAACCACCAAUAAGAGGUAGAAACUAAGGAAGAGAGAGAACUCGGCGAAAGAAGAAAAACAGGGGGGUUGUCGCGCACAUUUCAUUGCUUCGCUUUCAUAGCUGUAAAGCCAGCAAUUAUAUGGAAGCAGGUCAAUCUUGUUGUGCGAUGGUGGCCCCUCUGUGUUGUGCCUAAUUGGGAUUUUUUAAAAUUUUGUUCCUUUUUUUCUCCCCUUUGUUAGUUGGUGCUAUUUGUUUGUACUUUUGUAGUUUGGGACCAUAGUUGUGUUAGGUAGUGGUCCUAGUCCUAGUGGUUUGAUUUUUAUUUUUUUUUAAUAUUUUAAAUUUUAUUUUGUCGUCUUUGUACACAAGAACCAGACCUCCCAUUCAGAUGACUUCAAUGGCACUGGGGCAUUCGUGGCUUGUAAUUACUUUCAGAUUUGUUUUAUAUAUAAUUAAUUCCAGAAUUGCUUUGUACU